AUGUCAUCUACCGAGCCCAUUCUAUACAACACGACCCUACAGAUAUUUGUCUGCCGGCAACAUGGGUACGCCACUACAGAUCUCGCGCAGCACCUCCGUCGAGAGCACCAGCUCCCUCUCGGCGAGCGAAACGCCAUUAUCCGGCGGUUUUCCAGCCAGGUAUGUGCCCCUACGAGUUCUAUUCCCCUGCCACCCCCAUUCCAAGAUCCUAUUGAAGGGCUCGCUGCCCCAGUGCGUGCCUAUUUAUGUCAGCAUGACGGCUGUGGAUACAUCAGUAUUCACCUGGAGGGGAUUUCCAACCACGCGAGGCGCGUCCACCAGUGGCGAAAGGCCGAGUCACGGCCCCAGUACUGGCGUCACAUCUACGCCCAGACAUUAUUUGUCUCCCGUGGCCAGCGAAAAUACUUUGCGGUGACCUCGCCAGUUGGGGCUGAUGAAGGCCCCACACCAACCGAUCCUCCUGUCGCCGCCGGGCUCAGUACUCAACAGGAAAGCGAGGUUCGGUCCAUCAAGGAGGGCUGGGCACUCCUACGGGCGAGCCACCAAAGAGAGCUCGAUAUACUCGACGCCGACAUCGCAAAACAGGACCGGACGGGCUGGUUCAACCGUACUCGUUGGCCUGAGCAUUUUGCCAGUCGAAAUCUCAAGCACCUCAGUGAGGCUACCCGACUCCCAAGAAAGGAUGAACCAGUCCUGAUAGGGAUGAUGGACAUUAUGGACGCACUUCAAGCACAGUGCUGUAUGGGGCUCAUGACCAUGGACCUCGAGACGCGGCGCUGGCUCCGUAGUCCCAAACGAGAGGAGCCAGAUGUCCGGCCAAUGGGUCGACUCCAGAACCGCGAUAGCGAGGACCGCUACUUCAACCUUUAUCGACGGUUCCUCUGCUAUAUCAUGCGUAUCUGGUGCGCGGAGGUUGAGCUGGCUGGGACGGCCACUGGGGAUGAUGGCGCCCUGCCAGUCAAUUUGAAUAUAAAUAUUCCCUCGUCGAGUCUUCCUGAUGUUACGGAUAUUACUGGCCGACCUCGAUCUCCUCCCCCUGAUGGUGGGAACAGCCACUCGGAUGACAGUGGCAGUGACUUUGAUGACACUGAAUCCAGCGCGAGUUCGAGCUCAGUUGGUGGUAGAGUCGAAGCUCUAGCGGCCCUCGUUCCUUCAGUCCCUACCACAGACGUCCUUCGCGAUGCGCGUGAGCUAUUUCCAUGGGUGGACUCACAGCUGGCUAUUGCCGGUCGGGGUGAAAAAGGUCCUUCGAAUAUUUAA
Messenger RNA from Exophiala bonariae, 1260 nucleotides. RefSeq lists its product as uncharacterized. The coding region runs from base 1 to 1260 and encodes 419 amino acids. The transcript has 2 exons. The record is from RefSeq and is a predicted model, not a curated record. NCBI's taxonomy places the organism in Eukaryota, Fungi, Ascomycota, Eurotiomycetes, Chaetothyriales, Herpotrichiellaceae.